GCACUUACUAAACUCUUCAUAUUCUGGCCCAAGGCUUCCACGCUACGCCAAACACCAAGAGCGAUGGAGACGGAGACCGCCCUUGCAAUUCUUAAGGAAGAAGAAAAUACUCAUCCCAAUCUUUCCGGUUCCAAACGUAGGGAACUUCGUUCAUGCUACCGUGAAAUCGAAAGAUGCAUUAACGAGGGGAAAGAUGAUAUUGCAGAUGCGACUUCCAAAAAGUUCAUGGCCAUCAUGAACGAAGUGGAAAACAUCCAUCAACAUGUAAGCAAGCCGCGAGAGCAGGUAGCAGAUGCAGAAGCCUUCUUAGGGCUGACCAGCAUAUUGGUGGACUCUGUUAGAUCACAUAGUAAGGCAGGUGUUACCCCAGUUGAGUUUGUUUCUUGCUUGAUCAGAGAAUUCGGGCAGGUGAAAAGGCAAAAGGAGAACUCUUAUAAUGUCUCGUGGCAAGAUAUUGGCUAUUGUGUUUCGCCUAUUUUCAAGAGCGGGUCCGGGUGCAGGACAAUGAUUGGACCAAUGAAAAAUGAGCUCAAGCCACGGAAGCGAGUUGUCCGUGCAAAACGAGCAAGACCAAUGAAGAAAACUAUACCAGAAGAGCUGGAGACCACUGUAGAUUUGGUCUCAAACACUGAUCGGAACAUACAUGUGAUGUUUGAGGUAUUGAAGAGGAAGAAAAAGGCUGAAGUUGAAUGCCUCGUCUUAAAUAGAUAUUCAUUUGCUCAGACAGUUGAGAACUUAUUUGCACUAUCGUUCCUGGUCAAAGACGGUAGAGUUCAUAUGUAUGUGGACGAGACUGGUGCUCGACUUGUCGUUCCAAGAAACGGUCCAAGCGCAGAAGAAAUCAAGAGUGGUGUAGCUAAAAACGACCACUUCGUAUUCAGACUCGACUUCAAUGAUUGGGAGGUGAUGAAGAGAUAUGUGCCAGAUGGGGAAGAAGUUAUGCCGCAAAGGUAUACAUUCGACGUCAAACCAUGUUCUGCAAAAUCAAAUGAUGAAGAAUCCGUCAUACCAGAAGCGAUUCCAAUUGAUUCUCGAUUUGUUUGCACGGUUGCGAAGCACGCGAGGAACUAUGUGGCCAUACCAUGCAUGAUUACGACGUAAGAUGAUGAAUCUGGUUGUCUUGUCCCUCAUUUUGUUGCCUGAAACUUUGGCAUGUAUAGAGCAUUAGAGCUAUUUAUCUGAUCAAGUAGCAAAUUGUGUAGCAACAACUUCUCACCUGAUGUUGAAAUUGCCGUCUUUAAUGAUCAAGAUUUCUAUGUCUGAAUUUAUAUUUA
Molecule: messenger RNA, 1274 nt
Organism: Salvia miltiorrhiza (redroot sage)
Lineage: Eukaryota; Viridiplantae; Streptophyta; Magnoliopsida; Lamiales; Lamiaceae
Product: non-structural maintenance of chromosomes element 4 homolog A-like
Exons: 7
Coding region: 64-1101 (345 amino acids)
Biological process (GO): DNA repair
Cellular component (GO): Smc5-Smc6 complex; nucleus
Source: RefSeq, a predicted model, not a curated record